Messenger RNA from Paraphaeosphaeria sporulosa, 2016 nucleotides. RefSeq lists its product as uncharacterized. The record is from RefSeq and is a predicted model, not a curated record. NCBI's taxonomy places the organism in Eukaryota, Fungi, Ascomycota, Dothideomycetes, Pleosporales, Didymosphaeriaceae. The transcript is spliced from 3 exons. Gene Ontology annotation, molecular function: protein dimerization activity. Bases 1 to 2016 code for a protein of 671 amino acids.
AUGAACGGCACCACCGGUGCGCCUCCAGCAUGGUCUGGCGCCGAGCAGUUCGACAUGGCCGGCUCCGAGCACGACUUCAGCAAUCUUCUAGACUUCGACCUGGACUUUUCCGAGUUCGCUAACGGCUCCUCGGCCGGCCACGGCGGGCAGCAGCUCGAACAGCUGGCCGACGAGCUCGACGUCCAGCACCUGCACAACCCCUUCAGUCCGCAGCUUUCCCACCAGCAGCAUCGCAAUGGCGCCCGCACGCCCGGCGCACCGCAGCCGCAGAGGCACAUGGACGCCCACAAUGGCGGGCACCCCCACAGCAUGCCCACCCAGAGCGGCUUCUUCCAGUUCAGCAUGCCCUUCCAGCAACACGGCGUGCCUGCCUUCACCCAGGCGCCAGACGUGUACCAGCCGCACGCGCCGGUGCCGCCCACGCCAAACAGCAUGGAGUUGCACGGCGACCCGGCGCGCUACCUGCAGCAGUUGGAUGCGCAACACGCCAUGUUCGACCAGCGAUUCCAGAUGCGCAAGGACGAGUCCUUCACCCCACUGGUCUCGCCCGCUGUGACGCCCCAUGAGCCCCGCUUCCAAGUGCACGACAUGACGACGGUGCCGGGCGCAUACUUCAGCCCACUGACUUCGCCCGCUCUGAAUGCGCAAAAUUACCCCCAUGCACAGACCCACUCCAGUCAAUAUGGCACUACCUCUGGGAGUUCUACAGGCGCUUCGCCGGUGGACGUGGAUAUGGAUAUGUUGGAAGAGCCUGCCAUCUCCCAGACAAGCCAGAGCCGGAAACUUAGGAGCGCAGCUAAGAGAAGCGCCCCUACGCGGUUUUCGGCUGCGCCCGCACGUGUACGACAGUCACCUAUCGUCAAACCUGCCAGGCGGAAAGCUACCGUGUCUUCUCUCAUCCCUCCCAAGGAAGUGACGGACCUGUUAGAGGAAGAACGCGCAAUUCGUCCCUCAUCCAGUGGAGUGGACCUACGCCGCAGCCGCGAGAGCUCAGAGUCUGACUCCAUCUCUCCGGGACCCCUAUCUGAGAUGGGACCUCCACCUAAGCCGAAUUCAGUGCACCCGUCUCCUGCAAUGAACGCGCAAACCACGGAACUAGGCGUUGCCCCGGCCACCCCAGCCUCUCUGAUGCGCAUCCACCCCUCGCCUACUUUUGGUGAUGUAGAUGCGCCACCAGCACUGGACGAUCUGACAUUACCGGAAGCCUCAUUAGAUAAACCUCCGCUCUCACGGCUGGACACUGCAGUCCGAGACGAUGACCAAGAUACGCCGAGAAUAACUGCACGAAAAACACCCAAGCUUGGGCCGCUCUCAACCCCUUCUGGGGCAUCUGCGCAGUCAGGGAAGCCUAGCCCUAGUCCCAUGCUCAGUGCUAUUUCCUCGCCCACAAGUCCAGCAUUCUUUCCAGGGACCAAUAGAAAGGUUGAUUCAAAGUCUGCUCGUUCGUCUAAGAAACGAAAUAGCGUCACUACAACUCUGGUCAGCCCUGCUCUACGACCUAAGAUCUCCCCUAGCAUCAAACCGCUGCUUCCCGAUGGCUCUGUCUCCGACGACACUCAUGCACUUCUUCUGGCCUCCAAGUCGAACUAUCAGAAUAUUCUUGACGGCACCGUGGUACCUGGAGUUUCCUACCCAACAUCACUGUCCACAAAUUUGACAUCAAAACGUACCUCACAUAAGAUCGCCGAGCAAGGCCGCCGGAAUCGCAUUAACACGGCACUGCAAGAGAUGCAAGCCCUCCUACCAUCUCCGCACCUCGGUGCCAAAGAAAGCAAAAGCCCAGAGAGCAUGACUGCUGCGCAGUCAAACAAUUCGAAAGCGGCAAAGGUCGAAUCCGCCAUUGAUUACAUCAAAGCUCUCCAGAAACAGUGCUCAGAAAAAGACAGGCAGCUGGAUCAGAAAGACCAAGAACUGGAAGCUCUACGCAGAGAGCUAGCCACCUUCAAACGCUCGAGCUCAACCGAAGCCGUAUCGAGCGCGGAUACAGCAUUGCAGUCAACCGAGGAUGCUACCUGA